UAUUUAUUUGAAUUGUGAAUAUUUUACUUUAGCAAUUUUCAUAAAUAACUUUGUCGUCACACGUUUUUAGCCUUCGAAGUCGGUGGAGCGUCGAGAUGAUUUUUACCUAACAAUAUUUUAUUUUUAUAUACGUUGCAGGUCGUCAAUAAUGAUUAUUAAAAGGUAGCCGAACGUCUGUAAUGCGUUCGCAAACAAUCUCGAUGCCGAGAAAUGGAGAGACAGCAGUGUAAUCCACUUCAAAACUUUGACGAUUCGAAGAGUGAGAUUUUGAAAAAAAGAUUACUGAAAUCGAGCAGCGCUCCCGCCUGCAACAAUCUAGCUACGACCGGUUCGCAGCAUAAUGUGCUGCUGAAUACUUUGCGCACGCCGAUAUCGAGCAGCAUGAUCGUGUCGUCGGUGGGCAGCGGGCAGGGCGCGCUGCCGCUGCAGCACGGGCUGGUGACGCACUCGCUGGCGCCCGUGAAGCUGCACCCGAGCCCCGCGCAGUACCCCCUGCAGCUGUCCACCGUGCACGUGCCCGUGCAGAUCCCCGGCACCAGCGCCAACAUCAACGUGCCCGUGCAGCUCUCGGGCCCCAGCAGCAGUGUGCCUCUGCAAAUAGCCCCCGUCAGUCUUCCAAUACAAGUGUCCGGGACUACAAGUGUGCCAGUUCAGUUGCCAGCGGGAGAUACUAUCAAUGUUCCUUUGCAAAUCCCUGGUGCUAGUCAGAACAUUCAACUCGGGGCUCCGGGUAUGCAGUCUAUGCCAAUUUUGCAAAGCUCUAGUCAGCCAAUGAGUUCUAUUAUACAUGUGCAUAUGGGGUCUAAUCCUCGGUCUAACAGUAUGGACAAUGGUGGUGAUAUGACAGUGACCAGUACCUCUCAGAUUCAAACUGUAACUUCAGGAGGUCAAGUGCACAUGGGGAACAAUUCUACAGUUGUGCAGAUACCAAGUUCAGUUAAUAAUUCGAUACAGUUAGCUCUUCCUAAUUCGGUCAGUUCAGGAACUGUGCAGCUGCGAGGGGCCACCAGGAAUGUGCCUCAUGUGGUGUACAUCCAGACUCCGCAAGGUCUGAAGCCAGUGACCAGCACUGAUGUCAUCAGCCAAGCCAGCACCAGUGGAAAUCCUCCACAGAUCAUAGUUAGGAGACCUGUCACCAGCAACUCCAACAUACAUUUGAUAUCUAAUGUCAACAACAAGCCAAACAUUGCACCAAAAAUAGGUCAGGGCAAGACUGUCCUGGCCCCAGCGGCCACACCGCCUAUAGUUAUCCAGAAACCUAAAAACAAUGAGAAAAUGAUUGUCCCAGUCAGCAUUGCUCCUGGAACAGCAGGGAAGCAAGCCAUAGCCUACCUCAGCUCAGUCAAGAAACCUAACACUAAAAAUAUGGCAGACAACCAGUCCAUUCUAAUCUCUAAUAACCAGUCCACUGUCAACUCUAACAACCAGAAGCUAUUUCUUACUCCAAUGAAUAUGCCAAAAAUACAAAACACAAAGUUUAUCCUGCCAGUCACUUUACCAGCCACUAUGGCUUCUAAAGGACCUAUCAUAAAUUUGCAAAUAGCUAAUGGGCAAAUACAAAAUGAUCCCCAAGGAGGUAUUACUGUCAUGAGAGACAGUGCAGGCUUAGAGUCGGCAGAUAUGCCACCGUUGCAGCCUCUAGCAAAAAUUGGAAAUCUUAAUGGGAAUAGCAAAGAAACUAAUCCAGUGCCACAGAGUCCUAGCAAAUGUGAAACAUACACAAUAUCCAUUCCUGGGUCCCGAGCGGAGCCUACAGAAGAACAAGGAACAUAUACACUGUCAAUACCAGAAACCAAUGCUUCAAUGAAUGAUGACAUCUACACAGUCUCAAUAGCUGACGAUGAGGAUCGAAGUAGGGAAAAGUCCUUCACUCUAGCAAUACCAGAAAAGGGGAAGAGUUUGUUAAAUAGAAACGAUCGAGAGGAAUGAAGUUGGUUCCAUGUGACGAUAGCGGCACCUGCUAUUUUAAGGCGAUCUAACUCUGAUAACAGUGAAAGAAAAGCUUCCAAUGCGAAUCUCAAGAGGCGGAUAUCCCUAUGCAAUGAAAAUUUCACUAGUAAAAACAUUAAACUGACACAACCGCUGCCAAAACCGGUGGAAAAAUCCGAAGAGCCUCCAGAUUCUGACAAUAACGACGAUCAUCGCGUGCCUUCUCUCUUUUGCGACGAAAAGUUAGACAAGGACUUGGAAUGCAAAGUCAUUCUUGGUGAUUCAGACGAGGACUACAAGGAAAAGAAAGAACCAGAAACCAAGAGCUUAUUGUACUACCAGAAAGAUAUGAAAAAUGAUAGAAUGAAAAGGGAAAGUGUUGAUAGUGCGUUAGAGGAAGAUCCUCCUGGAUUAUUCUGGAACAAUGGGAUAGCGCAGCUGCAAGGCAGCACGCUACAGUUCCAAACAAAUGAAUUUGGGCUUAUAGAUAUCAUAGAUGCGAGAUCCUGAAGAGUUACCUCUCCACCGAGUGCGAAAUACCACACGCCGUUAAAACAGCGAGAACGUCCGCGCGAAAAGAAACCGACGUCCCCUGAAGAUUUGUACCGUUGCGACGGCUGCGGCUGCCAUGGGAUGGCAGCAGAAUUCAUUACGCCUAACUUCUGCAGUCUCACUUGCCAAAGCGAUGUACAGAAGAUUACUCAAAAGAAGCGAGAUCGCGAGCGCGCAGAGCUAACUCGCCGGAGGAAUAAGAUGAAGAAACUUCUGAUGAGGAAGCAGCAUGAUGAGCCGAUGGACGAGCCGGCUAAGCCUGACGAUGAGAAGUUGUCUGACGAUGUGAUAGACGAGAAGUACCCGUGGAUGUGUGGGAAGAACGGUUUCUCGUGGAUGCGGUACCUGGACUUCUGUAAGGCGAAGGCGGCCCCGGUGAAGUUGUUCAAGGACCCGUUCCCGUACAACCGGAACGGGUUCAAGGUCGGCAUGAGGAUGGAGGCGAUAGACCCGCAGCGCGCGUCCGUGUGGGCCGUGGUGUCUGUGGCUGAAGUGCAGGGCUACCGCCUGCGCCUGCACUUCGACUCGUACCCCGACAUCCACGACUACUGGGUGAACGCGGACUGCGCGGACAUGUUCCCGGCCGGCUGGUGCGAGCGCAACAACCGCGCGCUGCGCCCGCCCGCGGCGCACGCGCACGGCUUCAGCUGGCCCCUGUAUCUCAAGCAGAUGCGGGCUAUAGCCGCGCCUAGGCACCUGUUCCCGCAUAUCACUGCUGCGACUGUAAAACCCAACGGCUUCCGCAUAGGCAUGAAGCUCGAAGCCGAAGACCGCAAGAACGACAUGGUUUGCGUCGCCACCGUCGCGGACAUGCUCGACGCCAGACUACUCAUCAACUUCGACUCCUGGGACGACAUGUAUGACGUCUGGCUGGACCCCACCUCGCCGUACAUACACCCGGUCGGCUGGGCGGAGGAGAACGACAUCGCACUCACACCGCCCAACUUCUACAAGGACCCGGACGCGUUCUCUUGGGACAGCUACCUGGCCGAGACGGGGGCCGCGGCGGCGCCCCCGCGCGCCUUCAAGACGCGCCCGCCGCAGGGCUUCAAGCCCGGCAUGAAGCUGGAGGUCGUCGACAAGAGGGUGCCGUUCCUGAUCCGCGUAGCCAGUAUAAGCGAAGUGAAAGGCCAUCAAGUCCGCGUAUCGUUCGAUGGAUGGCCGGACGAGCUAUCUUAUUGGCUGGACGAUGACUCUCCUGACAUCCACCCUGUCGGCUGGUGUUUGAAGACGGGACAUCCACUGGAACCACCACUAACGGCUGAAGAAGCAGUGGUCCGCGGCCCCUGCGGCGUAGGCGGGUGCCGCGGCCUCGGCUCCCUCCGCAGAGGCGCUCACAAGCAGCACGUAGCGGCCUCUGCUUGCCCCUAUCGCGCCACUUCCACACCCACCCCGCCUGACCGGCUCGCUGCAGAACGACCCACGAGACCGCUGGGCCGGCCUCCGAAAGCGGCUGACACACUCACUCCCACCAGCGACACACACACGCCGAAAGAGAAACCCGCAAGAGGAAGACCUCCAAAACAUAAGAGGGUGGAGGAAAUCUCGAAAGCGGAUCAGGCAUCCGACGACGAGUCAAUAUCGAGCAGUAACGCCGCCAGCAGUCGUCGCUGGCGAGUCCGUCGCCUCCGCUCACCGCGUCAGUCACGCGAGCGAGAACUGCAGUCUGACGUGCACAGACACAUCGCCGCGUUGCAGCUGCCGAGCCGGCCGGAUAUAUGGACGCAGGAGGAGGUGGGCAUGCUGGUGGCGCGGGUGGGCGGGGGCGCGGCGGGGGCGGCGGCGCGCGCGGCUCGUCUGGCGGGCCGCGAGCUGCUCAUGGCGUCGUGCGAGGAGCUGCGCGCCGGCCUGCAGCUGCGCCUCGGGCCCGCCGUCAAGGUCUACGGCGCCAUUCGACAGUUACGACGCGCCAUCACAUGAAAAAACCAUCACUACGCUUCCCUGCCGGUCAUAGAAACAUCUAAUAUACAGGGUAAUUCAAGAUAAACUGGCGGAAACAUCGAAAAUGCUUACUGUACCUCAGCAGUAACAAUUACCCCUGUUUAACAAUUAAAGAUCAAUGCAUCCAAAAUCAAGCUUGAAAGUUUGGGAAAAUCCAAUUUCAAUGGAACAAGCUAUUUUUAUAACUUCUGAAACUGGACUAAUAAUUGUUCUGGAUCACUCAUGGCUUGAAUUCACUACGUGGUAUUUCUCUGCCAAAUGUGUACAACCUCAAAAAUGGACUAAACUAAUGAAAUCAUUUGUACUCAAAGAAUUUAUACUUACUGUUUCACUUCAAUGAAGUAAAGUGAAGUCUCGAAAUUCAAUCGCAUUAUUUUCCAAUGUAUUAUAAAAAAUAUUAAAAUUGUGUUGUUGAAUACAUGAAAAAUAAUACGAUUUGUGAAAACCUAUCAUGAUAUUGUCUGAUAUUGAUUGUACAUACGUAAUUUAAGAAAGUUCUCUUUUAUUUUUGUAUUUAAUAAUGGAAUUCUAAAGGGACAAUAUUGUUAGCUUGUUGUAGUGCAAAUGGAUUGAUUGGCUUUAAAAUUUGAGGUUGUGAGCUGUGUACUGACUUACACAUUUGUCUCGUUCUAGCAUCGCAAACUAGAGCGGGAUGGAUGCUAACUAUUAAUGCUGUCCUGCUUUGUUAAAAAAUCAUCUAUUUACAUCUCUUUCGCUUUUAUUAUGUUAGGAGGCAAGCGAGCACACGGAACUCGUGAUGUUAAUCAAUUACUGUUGAUCAGGGACACCUACAAUAGCACAGUUACAAGUGCGUUGUCGCUCUGUAAGAUGGUAAUACGCUCUUGUAUGUUGGAAGAACCAGAAAUAUCGUGAGCGACUGUUCAUUCCACAGUUUGCAAUAUUUGUACGCGGGGGGUGUAAAUAAAAGAUGUUCUUAUUGAUCCUCCUGGAUCAAGCG
Messenger RNA from Leguminivora glycinivorella, 5380 nucleotides. RefSeq lists its product as uncharacterized. The record is from RefSeq and is a predicted model, not a curated record. Gene Ontology annotation, molecular function: zinc ion binding. Gene Ontology annotation, cellular component: nucleus. Gene Ontology annotation, biological process: regulation of DNA-templated transcription. Lineage: Eukaryota; Metazoa; Arthropoda; Insecta; Lepidoptera; Tortricidae.